UCUCUUACCCUAGAGGCCCGGACUCUUCGCUUCCUCUUUCCCCCUUUCUAUAAUUCCCCGUCUUUUCCAUCGUAAUUCAUGAAAGUUCGUCCUUUUCGAUUCCUGGAAAAUCCUCGUAGCUAAACGAAAGCCAGUGCUCAUCAAUUGUUCCCGUCCGAAUCUCUCCAAGCGAUGGCGGACGAAGCGAAAGCCAAAGGAAAUGCGGCGUUCUCCUCCUGCGAUUUCGUCGCCGCUGUUACCCACUUCACGGAGGCGAUUGGUCUUGCUCCGACAAACCACGUCCUCUACUCUAACCGAUCUGCGGCGUACGCCUCGCUCCACAAGUACGCAGAUGCUUUGGACGACGCGAAGAAGACGGUGGAACUCAAACCGGAUUGGCCCAAAGGGUACAGCCGUCUCGGCGCUGCGUACAUAGGGUUGAACCAGUUCAGCGAUGCGAUCGAUGCGUACAAGAAGGGUUUGCAGAUUGAUCCCAACAAUGAGACCCUCAAAUCCGGGUUAGCUGAUGCGGAAUCGGCCGCCUCUAGAUCACGCGGGUCGGCGUCGGCGAAUCCAUUCGGGGACGUGUUCCAGGGUCCGGAGAUGUGGGCGAAGUUGACGGCGGAUCCCAGCACAAGGGGUUACUUGCAGCAGCCUGAUUUCGUGAAGAUGAUGCAGGAUAUUCAGAAAAACCCUAGUAAUCUCAAUCUUUAUCUGAAGGAUCAGAGGGUGAUGCAGGCUCUUGGGGUUUUGUUGAAUGUUAAGUUCAAGGCGCCGACUGGAGAAGACACGGAGAUGCCGGAGGCGGAGUCAUCUCCGACGCCGAGGAAGGAGCCGGAGCGGGAGAAGAAGCCGGAACCUGUGCCGGAGCCAGAACCGAUGGAGUUAUCGGAGGAAGAGGAGAGGAAACAGAAAGCCCGGAAGGAGAAAGAGCUCGGAAACGCUGCUUACAAGAAGAAGGAUUUCGAGACUGCUAUUGAGCAUUACACAAAGGCUACGGAGCUCGAUGAUGAAGACAUAUCAUAUCUCACGAAUCGUGCUGCGGUUUAUCUUGAAAUGGGAAAGUAUGAUGAGUGCAUUAAAGACUGUGACAAGGCGGUGGAAAGAGGAAGAGAGCUUCGUUCUGACUUCAAGAUGGUAGCGAGGGCCCUCACUAGGAAGGGAACAGCUCUUGUAAAAUUGGCAAAGUGCUCCAAGGACUAUGAACCUGCCAUUGAAACCUUCCAGAAAGCUCUGACCGAGCACCGUAACCCAGACACUUUGAAAAAGCUGAAUGAGGCAGAGAGAGCCAAAAAGGAGUUGGAACAACAAGAAUACUUCGAUCCAAAGAUAGCUGAUGAGGAGCGUGAAAAAGGUAAUGAAUUCUUCAAGGAGCAGAAGUAUCCAGAAGCUGUGAAACACUAUACAGAAGCAGUUAAAAGAAACCCGAAUGAUCCAAGGGCAUACAGCAACAGAGCUGCAUGUUACACGAAAUUAGGAGCAUUGCCUGAAGGAUUGAAGGACGCUGAAAAGUGCAUUGAGCUAGACCCAACCUUCACGAAAGGGUACAGCCGGAAAGGAGCUGUCCAGUUCUUCAUGAAGGAGUAUGAUAAAGCCAUGGAGACAUACCAAGAAGGGCUGAAGCAUGAUCCUAAGAACCAGGAGUUGCUCGAUGGAGUCAGAAGGUGUGUGGAGCAGGUCAACAAGGCGAAUCGUGGUGAUCUGAGCCCAGAAGAAUUGAAGGAGAGACAGGCCAAGGCAAUGCAAGAUCCAGAGAUCCAGAACAUACUGUCGGAUCCAGUGAUGAGACAGGUAUUGGUUGACUUCCAAGAGAACCCAAAGGCGGCGCAAGAGCACAUGAAGAACCCCAUGGUGAUGAACAAGAUUCAGAAACUGGUCAGCGCUGGCAUUGUCCAGGUCCGUUAAUUUCGUUACCACACCAUUGUUGGUGGUGGUGGCCUUGUGAGAAUAUUUUGCCCCCGUGUUUGAAACAAGAAGACGUUGUAUUCUUCCAGUUGGGAAUGUUUGGACAAGUUUACCUUGUUAGAACUUGUGCUUGAAUUUAUAAUCUGAUCAACUGUUUAAUUA
Messenger RNA from Tarenaya hassleriana, 2046 nucleotides. Its product is annotated as hsp70-Hsp90 organizing protein 3. Lineage: Eukaryota; Viridiplantae; Streptophyta; Magnoliopsida; Brassicales; Cleomaceae. The record is from RefSeq and is a predicted model, not a curated record. The coding region runs from base 172 to 1884 and encodes 570 amino acids. The transcript has 7 exons. Gene Ontology annotation, molecular function: Hsp90 protein binding.